Molecule: messenger RNA, 904 nt
Organism: Folsomia candida
Lineage: Eukaryota; Metazoa; Arthropoda; Collembola; Entomobryomorpha; Isotomidae
Exons: 2
Coding region: 76-840 (254 amino acids)
Molecular function (GO): GTP binding
Source: RefSeq, a predicted model, not a curated record
UAUAACCGUAUUCAAUUACGAUAUUUAUUUUAUUUUACCAACCUACAUCAGAACAUUGGUACCGUAACGAACGAAAUGUCUAAAAACAUUGUACUGUUUGGAGAAACUGGGGCUGGAAAAAGCUCGGUGCUCAACCUUCUGAAAGGUUCUGAAGUUGCCGCAGUAUCCGAUUCCGCCGUCGGUUGUACCUUUGAGCACACCAUGUAUCCCAUACCACCAAACUACAACGUCUUCGACACAGCCGGACUCUCUGAAGGAAGCGCCGGUACUGUCGGAGCAGACAAAGCGAUUGAACAACUGGAGAAACUCUUGAAACAAUUGUCUCUCACCGGAGGGGUUAACUUGCUCAUCUUUGUCGCAAAAUUUGGCCGCAUCACGAAAACUGUGGAAGACAACUUUAACCUCUUUGUCAAAACGAUUUGCAUGAACAGGGUUCCAGUCCUCUUAUUUCUAACCAACUCGGAAUGGGAACCCAACCCGAGAAAGUGGUGGGAGGAGAAUGCCCAAGAAUAUCGCAACCAUGGAAUGAUUUUCGGGGACUCUGUUGUCGGUUGUGCCGCCAAUCCCGACAAAUAUCCGGCCCCUGUAAAGCCCAUGAUUCGUGAACGAAGGAAACAAUCGCUUAAGGAGUUGACCAACCUUAUCGAGAGGCAUGCACUCCAAUCAGCUUGGAGGGUGGUGGAUCCGGCCGCGUGGCUGGGCUCGGUAGUGAUUGCAGUAAUUCAAAUAUUGAUGGCAGUGUCAACCUUUUUCUUCCCGACGGGUUCCAUUGUCACAGUCCUGGGUAAGUUGGGACUGAGCAGUGGCCUUAUUACUAGUAUUGUUAAUAUGUUCAAAUAAUGAAGCGACUAUUGAUAAAGUCGAGUUGAAUAGAAAUAAAUCAGAUAACUAUGUACUACAAGUA